GAGAAGUCCCAGCAGAUACCCCUGAUGUUGGCUGGGGCAACGUGAUCUCGAGAACUACAACGCCGCUGCCGGCAGCGCCUCCGGCAGCGCCGCCGACGGUGGCUGUGCCUCCCAGACAGUCCGCCGUGGCAGCCGAACCUGUGCCAGUGGCGGCGGCAGAGCCGCGGCCUAUCUUUACCACAAGCACGGCCAUCCCGGAUGUCCCUGCUGAUGCGCCUAGUCGAGUUGCCACUGCAGUGAUCGAUGCAGCAGAGCAUUCCGGGAUGCCGCUGGCUCAGCGCAUGGCCGCGGCUACUGCGGCGGCUGCUGCUGCAAAGAGUGUGGCCAAGCCAGCCAGCAAAGAGGCCAUUGCGGAAGCU
This is a messenger RNA of Symbiodinium pilosum, 359 nucleotides long. NCBI's taxonomy places the organism in Eukaryota, Dinophyceae, Suessiales, Symbiodiniaceae. The record is from the annotation of a GenBank genome assembly.